AUGGCUGCCCAAGUCUUGACAAACAUGCUUAAGGUGCAUGCAUCGGCAAUUCUAUGGCAAAGAGUUUAUACCAACGGCUAUACCUCCACAGUUGAACUGCGUACCCUAAUAGAACACCACCACUCUCUUCACUUGUGCUUCGAACAAAUUGAGUCAAUACUUUCAACUCUUGGCAAUUCGAUGAUUCCGGACAGGCAGGCCGCAGGCUUCAACUCGAUUGAGAUUCUAAGCCUCAAUGGAUUGGAUUCUCUCAAACCUAUUACAGUUAAAACAUCCAAAAGCAAUGAAAAAGGUACGAAACGUAUUAUAAGAAGUGGUGGGAAGGAACAGGAUGGUGGAAGAAUCAGACUUGGAAAAACUGGAAUACUUGUACAUAGACUCAUAAAGGAAUCUUUCAGGCUCCACCCAGUGACCCCUCUUCUUCUGCCCCAUGAAGCCAUGCAAGAGUGCAUUGUCAACGGUUACCAUAUACCGCGAAAGGCACAAGUUACCAUAAACGUGUGGGCUACUGGGAGAGACCCAAAUGUCUGGAAGGAUGCAGAGGAGUUUAUACCAGAGAGAGGCGUUGCCCUGGAUGCAGCCAGGGCUAUUGACGGUUCGGCUUGUGGUGACACAAUUGGUGCUGCUUUGAUUGGGAGCUGCCGGAGGGCAUGUUGCCAGGGGACUUGGACAUGA
Molecule: messenger RNA, 675 nt
Organism: Rhododendron vialii
Lineage: Eukaryota; Viridiplantae; Streptophyta; Magnoliopsida; Ericales; Ericaceae
Product: bifunctional dihydrocamalexate synthase/camalexin synthase-like
Exons: 3
Coding region: 1-675 (224 amino acids)
Molecular function (GO): oxidoreductase activity, acting on paired donors, with incorporation or reduction of molecular oxygen; heme binding; monooxygenase activity
Source: RefSeq, a predicted model, not a curated record